Messenger RNA from Symbiodinium sp. CCMP2592, 2736 nucleotides. NCBI's taxonomy places the organism in Eukaryota, Dinophyceae, Suessiales, Symbiodiniaceae. The record is from the annotation of a GenBank genome assembly.
AUGGAUAAGACGGACGAGGCAGUGUUCGUUGGCGUGAGGCUGCGGCCCUUUUUGGGCUAUGAAUCGCGACAGCAAUGCCUUACCGCUUCCGGGAAGCUUAUCUCCGUGAUCGGAGAGUUUCCUGACAAGAAGAAAAAGGACUUCGCGUUCGAUUGUGCGAUGGAUAGCACUGAUGCUUCCAAGCCGGACUACGUUUCGCAGGAGAAGUGCUACGAAAUGAUAGGGCGCAGAAUGGUGCAGCAUUCCAUUUCCGGGUAUCAUACAUGCCUGUUCUGUUAUGGGCAGACCGGCAGUGGAAAGACCUUCUCUUUCAUGGGCAAAAAGAGUGAGCCGGAGCAGGGUCUGCUGCCACGGCUCCUACGGGACCUCUUCGGACAGGUGGAAUCCUUGCGUAGCUUAGGUGGCCAGGUCCAGUGCCGGGCGCAGAUGCUGGAAGUCUACAACGAGAAAGUUCGGGAUCUGCUUGAGGACAGGGAAAAAGCAAAGGCACCAGAGAUUCAUGUGCAUCCAAAGGUAGGGGUUUAUGUUGAUGGGGCUACCGACGUGCAGAUUGAGACUCUGGAGCACCUUCAAAAGCUGCUGGAAACCGGGCUUUCGAGGGCAAGCGUGGCAGCCACGAUGCGAAAUGCCACAAGUUCUCGUGGGCAUACACUUUUCAGGCUUCUCAUGGAGAAGCACGAAGCUCACACAGUGGUCUCCUCUGAGGUUUUCUGCGUGGAUUUGGCCGGGAGAGAGAACGAGAAGACUACGAAAGUAACUGGUGAAAACUUCGUGGAGCUCACGUUCAUCAAUCGAAGCUUAAUGUGGCUUGCCCAAUGCAUACAAGGGCUUGGGCGGCAAGCGCGUCAGCGCGGGAACUCGGACGAAGUCGAUGGCUCGAGCCGUGCUCGUUUCCGAAACUCCAAGCUCACCUUGCUGCUCUCCAAUGCACUCACGGGCAACUCGAAAACGUGCUUGUUGGGGACGCUGAGCCCUGCAGCGAUCAACCUAGAUGAAAGCUAUGUCACGCUCAACUUUGCGAGCACCGUUAAGAGUAUCAAGGUUACUGCAAAGCGUGUUGCGAAGGUGGACAAGGACUCUCUCAUCCAAAGCUUGAAUGAAGAGCUGCGAAGCCUGAAGGAUCAGUUGAAUAGCGCGACACCGAGAAAUGCACAAGACCUCGAUUCUCAAGCUGGCUUCAUUCGCAACAUGAUGGAGAGCUACAGAGCUCGAUGGGAAGAAGCGCAGAAAAAUGCAGAUCUCUUGCGAAGGCAGAAGGAUGAUGCAUUGCAGAAUCUUGCAAUAUCGAGAUGGAGGUUUGCCAGAGCCACGAUGAAGAACGAGCUUCGGGAUGAAGCGGCCGAGCUGCAGGGCACGCCCUCACAAGGCACGCCAGGCACACAGUCGAACGGAGCUUCCCCGGUUAGCCCCGAGAGCUUCGAAGUGCACUUCGACCCGCACGAGACAAGCGAGCACAGGCUGCCUGACGGUGCUAGCGGUGCUUCCCAAGUAGAGAGCAUGCGAUACCAGCAGCCGCCCGCGAACUCUGCAGAAAUGGGUGCAUGGCUGAACCACUGGCGAACACCCGCCGCAUCAGACAGUCCCAUGUGGCCACCGAUACCCAGCUUGGUCAUCUAUUCCAAAGAUCCCAGCUUCAGUGGCCGACUCAUCUUUCAUGCUGAAGAAGAAGGGCGGCGCUACAUCCUGGGAUGUUCAUCCCGGUGUGAUUUUCAGCUACCACAGACGCCAGGCAUUUGUCCAGAGACAUGCCUCAUUUGGCAGGAGUCGGGGCACCUUUUCCUCAAGCCCUUGGGGAUUAUUCUUCUGCCUUCGGCCGCCAUUGAGGUCAAUGGCACACGACUCGUUCGCGCCGAAGCUAAAGAGCUGCUUCAUCAGGACUUCGUCGUGCUCGGCCAGUCUUUCAGGUUCUUCGUCUUCACCAAGCCGGAUCCUACGGUACAAGCCCUCCUGUUCAGCGGCCGUGCAGAGGAAGGUGCAAACGACGAGUCCACCAACUCCGCCAUCAGAGGCAUCAUUGCUGAGCGGGCGUGCUCGCCACUCGAAAUGGAACGGGCCAGACGAUACCUGCGCGCAUUGGAAGAGGACAUGGUGUCCAGCACGUCAUCGAAGGACGAGUUUUUGAAGCGCGCAAUGCAGGCACGGAACAUGAUAGAGGAUGCCAAAGUCUUUUCCAAAGCUCUCAGGCCACAUGAUGGUUUGAGUUACGAGCUGCUUACUUUAUCGCCGGUGCUGUCACUGCACGAGCUGGGGACUCCGAGUCUGUGCAUCAGAGUCUUGAAAAAUGCAAACCUGGCUCCAACUGAAGUCGCUCUCUGGAGCUUCAGUACGUUCCAGAGCCGGCUGAACCUCAUGAGGAAUGCCUACAAUCGCACCUUUCGUCCUGCAGCGCCUGCAACUGAUGAUCCAUGGCGAGAGAUGACAGCUUUCUGGCCCGUGGGCGCAGCCAGCGAAAAUCACAGUGCUCAGCUGCAGCACCCUGUGGCAGUCAGUCCUCCCACUCCCGUCCCUGUCUACCGGACACAACUGCCGGCUGCAACCAUCUUGAGCCCACAGUGGACGACGCCCAUACAGCCAUACCAGAUCGGUUUCCAAGCUAUUCCGUCGACCGUAUCCUACAGGGUGCCCUCCACCCCAGCGCCGUCUUGUACAUCAUCCCCCCGAAUGGCUGCUCGAAGUGUGCGAAACCUGGAACAAGCAGCAUCAGCUUCACCGUCUGCACGGUACCGAGAAAUUUGA